Molecule: messenger RNA, 1381 nt
Organism: Suillus subalutaceus
Lineage: Eukaryota; Fungi; Basidiomycota; Agaricomycetes; Boletales; Suillaceae
Exons: 1
Coding region: 142-1080 (312 amino acids)
Molecular function (GO): protein binding
Source: RefSeq, a predicted model, not a curated record
CAACUUGAAGCUGGUUCUCUUUCUCAGGCUGAUCCUUGCAAGACUAUUUAAAAUACAAAACUGCUGUAAUCGGAUUGUAGAACUUCUGCCACGAAGCAGCUACGUACGUGAUUCGUUCGUGCCUUGUUUCUAUUGUCAGUCAUGGCAGACGCUAACGAAAUCGCCAUCGCCCAAGCUCAAGCACCAUUCGAUGAUCAUAAUUGUGAUAUCAUCCUCCGUUCGGCCGAUGGUGUCGAUUUCCAUGUCUUCAAGCUCAUUCUUUCGCUCAUGUCACCCGUAUUCAAAGACAUGUUUGCGCUACCGCAGAGCGAACCACAGUCAUAUGUAUCGUCCGUACCCGUCAUUACUGUGACUGAGAGUAGCACGACCCUCGAGUCCCUUCUUCUACUUUGCUAUCCUGCCGCCACCACAACCUUCGGCAGCUUGGAUGAUGCAAAGGUUGUGAUGAAAGCAGCUAGCAAGUAUGACAUGCAAGCGGCCCUCAGCCGUGCAGGGGACCUCGCGAUGGCACAGUUUUUACCAAAUCACUUUCUCGAGCUAUACGCUCUCUCUUGUCGAUUCGGAUGGCCGCAUCAUGCGCAGACAGCCGCUACCCGGACCCUUGAGAUCAAGGAUCUAGGACGACCCAGCAAUAUGUUUAAUGGUAUGCGGGACAUCACCGCUUUGGAUCACCACAGACUCCUCGAAUACCAUUAUAAAUGCGGCACCGCUGCUCGAACAGUCGGGAGCUCCCUUUCCUGGCUAGGGUUUUCAUAUAGACACAUGCAGAUGUGGAGAGAAUGCAGUUGCAGAAGUGGCACGGGGUUUGUGAUGCUCCAAACAGACUUUGGAAAUGUGAAGGUCGCCCCGUGGUUCCAUGACUAUCUGGUUUCGAGUGGGAAGGACUUGUUGGCAAGACCUUGCGAGUCAACCUUAUGGGAAAUGGCACCUUAUAAUCGCGCUAUUACCAAAGCGACUGAGUGCACCUAUUGCCGACCCACUAUCGUCGAGCAUAUGGACAGAUUCCGCGCCUCAUAUAUCGCACGAGUCAAGAAGGUGGUCGCGACUGUGAGCUCUUCCUGCUACUUGAUUCAUUACUGAUUCAACACUCAACUGAAUUCUGUAGGUGAAAUUGGAGGCUUAUGAUUAAAGUACUCGCUGUCGUGUUGCUGCUACUAUAGUGCCGUGUACCAUCAGAGCUGGCGUUGUGUUAGAUACUGUACUGUAGUAAGUUGGCGACAGUGUGACGACUGUGGAAUUGAACAAGUUAUGUAUAUGACCUAACAACACUGCGUGCAUUGAGAAAGAAGACCAGUUAGGCCAAAAGCGACGUGGUAGCACAAGUGGUAGUAGACUCGAGUACUAAUCAGCCCCUGUCCCAGCUGGACCGCGAUUUCCAUUU